Molecule: messenger RNA, 1624 nt
Organism: Silurus meridionalis
Lineage: Eukaryota; Metazoa; Chordata; Actinopteri; Siluriformes; Siluridae
Product: complement C1q tumor necrosis factor-related protein 6-like
Exons: 4
Coding region: 97-828 (243 amino acids)
Molecular function (GO): protein binding
Source: RefSeq, a predicted model, not a curated record
UCCCUCUCUUCAUCAAAGACUCAACAUAAAGAAAGUUGGUGAAUUUCUGACUCUUCAGUGGUUGGGACUCGAGGGGAAAGUGGCUUUGGUUCAGUCAUGUCCGUGUCUGUAAUCGUGUGGUUCAUCUUCCUCGUCCCCCUGACGCUCUCCGUGCCUCAGUCGCCAUGUCGCCGCUGUUGCGAUGACGACUUCCUGCCAGACGAGACCCCAGCGACCCUUCCACCGGAAACGUCGGCCAUACCUGAAAUACGCACCGUCAUCAAUAUGACCAUCCUCAAAGGUGAUAAAGGAGAAAAGGGAGAAAAGGGAAUGCCGGGGAAGCCUGGUUUAGAGGGUCCAUCUGGUGCUCAAGGUCUUGAAGGACCGAAAGGUUCCAAAGGUCAUGCUGGAGCACCUGGCGCUCCGUGCAAGUCUGAGCACUCGGCGUUCUCGGUGGGUCGACGCAAAGCUCUUCACAGCACAGACUCGUAUCAGGUGAUCCUGUUCGACACGGAGUUCGUCAACGUUCCCGGCCACUUCGACAUGUUCUCCGGCAAGUUCCAGUGCAGCACGCCAGGGGUCUACUUCUUCAACGUCAACGUGCACACGUGGAACUUCAAGGAGACCUACGUGCACAUCAUGCAGAACGAGAAAGAGCGCACUCUGGUGUACACUCAGCCCGGCGAUCGCUCCAUCAUGCAGAGCCAGAGCAUCCUGCUGAACCUCCAGCUCCACGACGAGGUGUGGGUGCGCCUGUACAAGCGAGAGCGCGAGAACGCCGUCUACAGCGAUGACAUGAACAUGUACAUUACCUUCAACGGGUACCUCAUCAUUUCGAACGUGCCCUGAGAGAACCGAGACUGAGACGGGGUGACGAGUUCAGAGAGUUUACACUUUAUUAUAAAAACAUCAUUCGAUCUGUUUCUAAUUCAUGGUGCAGAAAACCAGGAAACCAGUUCUCACUUCACUUAUCUUAUAGCAGCGAUAAACUUCUCACACUGACACUGGAGACUCCUUCCAUAAAUAUUACACAACAUUUCAGAUAACAGAUAUACAAAUACACACGUUUUAAUAAAGAAAUUCCCCCUGUAAACCGUUACUAUAGAAACGAGAUGCUGUUUGGCCAAAAGUAUUAGAGCACCAUCCUUUCCAGCCACAUGUGGUUCUUCUUCAAACAGUUCCCACGAAAUUGUACACACGAUUGUAUAAGACGUCAUUGGAUAUUGUAGCAUGAAAUUGUCCCUUCACUUCAACUCCAAGACCCAAAGCCAACUCCAUGAAGAUCUAGAAGAUUGGAAGGUUGGAAGGUGUAAAAGAUCUCCUGCUAUAGAGCUCCAACCCAAUUGACCACUCUUGGGGAUGAAUGUGAACGCUGACUGCACCCCAGGGCUCCUCACCUCAAGUACAUCAGUACCUGACUUUACUAACACACUUGUAGCUGAAUGAGUCUCCACAAAACGUAGUGGAACAUCUUCUUAAAAGAGUCGAGCUCAUUAUAACAGCACAUGAGGACUAACGGGGAAUAUUAAUUCCUAAUAUUGUGUUGGUCCCCUUUUGCUGCUAAAACAGUCGUGACCCCUCCAUCAUCAACAACAUGAACUUCUUCAGCAGUUUGAGCUACAGAAGCUCGCCUGUUAGACCAGCC